Hermetia illucens (black soldier fly) is the source of this 7838-nucleotide messenger RNA. RefSeq lists its product as uncharacterized. Gene Ontology annotation, molecular function: protein binding; guanyl-nucleotide exchange factor activity. NCBI's taxonomy places the organism in Eukaryota, Metazoa, Arthropoda, Insecta, Diptera, Stratiomyidae. The record is from RefSeq and is a predicted model, not a curated record. Bases 900 to 7181 code for a protein of 2093 amino acids. Gene Ontology annotation, biological process: activation of GTPase activity. The transcript has 10 exons.
UGUUGGAGCUGUGUAGAGUGGAAUAGUCGCGGUUGUGGGGUACGUAUGUCGACAUCAUAUGUGAUGUCGCGGUGGGAACGCAGUCGAGGCGAUUUUCCGUACAAGUCCAGUAACGAAAACAAUCUUCGCGUUGAAUUUGAAUCGCUGAGAUAUCACUGAGCUGAGGAUCCAUUGCGUAGCGUAGUGUGAUAACGAAGUACACGAUAUGUGAUUGGCCUUCAGAUACUAACCGGCAUGCCUGCAACUCAAUUUCUCUAGAACUGGCCAAGAAUUCCACCUAAUUUUUGGGGACCAGCGUCGUCAAACUGAGCAGAAGAACCUCAAGAUCAAGAAGUACGUGGAAAACUUGAAUAAAAAUCUUUCUUAGCGUCAGUCGGUUUCGUCGGUUUGAUCGGGCAGCGAUCUCUCUGAAAGCGCAAUGCUCGCCAUCGCGAACGCGUAGCCUCCUACCCAGUGCCUGUGUCGUAAAAUGCCACAUUUAAAAAUAAUUCCAUUAUGAAUUUUUAUCGCCACUAUUGGUUGUGUUGUUUGUGUUGCUCAUUGGGAAGCCAUCAAAAAGUGAUCGAUGGAGAAAUGUGUUGUAGAAAUCUGAUAAAAAUAUAUGCGGCAGUGUUUAUCGGGAAGUAACGCAAAAAAAUCUAGAUUCAAUUAAGUUCAGUGCUGAAAUAGUGUUUGCUCUGCAGAAGCAUGAGAAAUUGUUUCAAUCUGAAUAAAUUUGGAAGCUGGUCAGCCAUGGAUAGCCGAAACAGACGCCUGCAGUAGCUCUAGCCAGAGAUACCAGCGCUUACAGACAGAUCUAAAUCAACAAUAACACUAAACAUCUUCUACUCGGAAACGGUGCGGACAAAUCCGAUUGAGUUCGGCCUGUAAGGCUGAAAGAUCAGUCGACGGUCACCAGAAUGUUGAACAGUGCGGAUGGGACUCCACUGGGGUCCAACUCUAAGUGUUAUGAUUGCAAAGACCAGAAAACCUCACAUCAGCCCCAAUUUUCAUUUGUCAAGUGGAUUAACCUUUUUAGCAGUAAUCCACCUGCGAAAUCGAAUAACUCUGAGUCAAACAGCGGUUCCAGUGAUACUUCAGAAGAAGAUACAUAUCGUGGAGUCGAAGGGCUAAGACAGUUUUGGGAUAGUCAAGUUGCUGCCACCAAAGAUAGCAAACAACGGAAAGCGGCUACAUUAGGUGGAGCAUACACGAAAAGAUCUGCUUCCCAAGAACAGGCCAGUGAAUGUGAUUCCGACCUGACACCACCCAAACGGUCACAAAGUUUCUACGACGGCACGAUUGAAGCACCUGAAAGUCACAUAAAUGACGACAACUUCUACAAAUACAAAACUGCUUCGUCGAAAAAGCGGUCAACACUUAGUUCAUUAAGCGAUCUCAGGCAAGCCCAUUCGUUCGGAGUGAAUUUCCCCCGUGUUGCGGGUACUGCAAAGGGUGAGAAAAUUCACUGGGUGAGAAGAGAGGACAUUUUUGCCAAUCGAAAGCGUAGAGAUUCCAGAAAUUCCAACUUAGAUGACAAAGAAUCCGGACCAGCAUCUCCAGCAAAAUUAUCAAGUAAAACAGCCAGAACAGCAGCAACAACUCCGAACAAAAACACAUGCAUUAUCAGUAAAGAUAACGAGGAGGAGAUAAAAUCAUCGAGUGGCACUGAAAAUAAAGAAAACAACGAAAUGGCGAUAAAAAGCUCGUCAGUUGAUAAGCGCGAUAGCGCUGGCUUCGGUAGCGUCAGCAAUGGAGGUCGAAGCCAAAGCGGCGGUUCCACUAAUUCCCUUAGUAGCGAGUCACCUGUACGUAAAACAAACGCAACUUCGCGAAAGUGCAGUUUCAAAACGCAUUCGAAAAACUACUACGCGCCGCGAAAAAUGACAAGCGGUAGCAAGGUGGCCGCCCUGACGCAUCGUUUCAAUCAGUUAAUUCAACAAGAUGCCGCCAUCUUGGAGGAGGUGAAACGAAAUAAUGGAAUCCUCAUAGCGACGUCAGGGCAUGUAUAUAAAAUCAAAGAAAGUGUGGGGGAUACGAAAAUGAAAAAGGCGGGCAAAGGAAGUGGCACUGAUGACGAAAUCUCAUCAAUAAAGAGUGGUAGUCGAAAGAAGUUAAGUUUUAAGAAGCGCGCAGGUACCCCAACAAAGCAACAGAAGGCGACAAGAGAAGUAUCGAAUAAGACUCCCAGAGAGACCAGUUCUGCGUCCGGUUCAAUGACGGUUAAGGAGACAAUUAGGAAAUUCGAAACAAACAACCAGAGCACCCAAAUCGAAACGAACAAACAAACAGACAGGACAGAAACGCUUUCGCACCAAAGUAAAACUUCCCAAAAACCUAAAGUUCCUUCAAAAAGCGAAAUAGUUUUGCAGCGAACAAAAGAGGUAGCACUUAGAAAUAGUUUACGUAAGAAUAAGAUGCACAUAAGCACUGCCGAAAUCCGCGUAUCAGCCGCAAGUCAAGUUUUGGCUGAGAUUCAAGAAGAGGAAAAACCAAUCCCAUUAGAACAAUCUGCCCCAAAGACUGACGAAAUAAGUGUAGUGCCAUUACCGGAGGACCAAUCGGUACCAGAAGCAACAAUCUCUAAAUCCUUCACGGAGGAGGUACUUGAGUUGGCAUUUGAGGCAGUAGAGGCUACAGAGGCCAUAUCAGUUGCUACUGCUGAGGCUCCUCCUGUUCAAGCUUCUUCCUCUGCAGACGUUUCUGCCGUUCCGGCUGAGGUUUCAACUCCGAUUCGUCAAUCAACUCCCGAACGGGAAGAAAACCAGACAAAGAAGCGCAAAUACGCUCGCCUAUAUGAAAAGUUCCGAUUUAAAUCACCGUUCUCUUCAAAGAAGUCGGCCCUUGUAAUCUCACCCAUCGCAACGUUGACUGAUUCCUCCGAGGCAGCACCAGAUCAGAAAAUCGUGGAUGCUUUAGAAACAGUCAAUAAGAAAUUGGAACAUCUUUCAAAGAGUACGAAUGACAUCUGUCAACUGAGCGAGGAAGAUCGUCUUUAUCAACAGAUGACCGCAAAAAUGAAACCAAACGAUUCUUUCCUGUUUCGGAAUAAUUUUAGAAUGAAUAAUAGCUUUUUGGAGGCUAUAAAAGAUGGUGAUCCUGAACGUUUGGUAGAAGCUGUGAAUACUCGCCUCAUUAACAAAACUCAGUCGAUGGACGAGAGUAGGUUCCCUAGUAUGAGGCUGAGACAAAUUUCAUUCGAAGAGCGGGACCUGUCGAGCAUAUUCCAGAAAACAGACGAACUUCUGUCUACAAUAAAAAGCACUGAAGAGACAACGGAUGAGUUAUAUGAACCAAUAGCAUCACCUGAGGAUAUUCAUCCUUGUGAAUUCGUUACGCCAAAGGUUGAACUUAAGGAACCAGUCAUUGAAGUGAAGGAGGAGAAUAUAUACCAAACAUUGACCGAAGUGAAGAAUGCGAUAAACUUGAAAGACUGCGAAAGCAUGCACAGUUACGAAUCAUACGCCAACUACGAAUCUGUGGAAGAUGAUCCAAAGCCAGAUGUUUCAGAAAACAGCUAUGAAAUAUGUGAUCCUCCUGAGCCGCCACCUCCACGUAAGCUAGAACCGGACAUCCGAAUAAGCAAUGAGCCUGGUGGUCAAACCCCGGCGCUUCCUCUGCCCAAAAGAAUAAUCAGCAAUGGGAACCUUACCCCUGCUGACAUUGACUACUCCAGGAUACCACCUCGACCACCAAAAUCGCCUCGUGUCGAACAUCCUGCCCUCCCUCAACCUCCGCCAGAGCGGUAUCGCAGCGCAGACAUUCCAUUGUGCCUUCAAAUGAAUUUCGAUUCUGAAGAUGACGUUGUUAACGAAGAAGAUGAUCCUGAGGAAAACAUCUACGAUACCAUCAAACAUUCUGAGAUCACUUCCCAUUGCUAUGAGAGUAUCACAUCCUCCUCGCCCACGUCAUCCAGCAAAGUGCAUGGUCAAAAGUCGCUUGAUACCAUAUCAAUGAUGUCGAAUUGUUACGAGAGUAUAAGUUCGUUACGGCGCAUUCCCGCGGGCCUUCAUCAUUCCGAUUCGAUUUCGACCUUGUCAUCGGAUCAGAAAACGAAUAGUUUGUACGGCAUGACCUUGGGUCAAACGGUCACACCGCCCAGUGAAGGGGCAAGUGAUAAUAGUGACGACUGGAUAACCGAUUUAUCGGACGAUGACGAUGUGCAGACACAGAGUAGGAUGCGGGGUGGAAGAAUUAAACAACAGUUCAUUGUGGUUCGAGAACGCGCUAAAUACCAUCGAAGUCCAGACUGGAGUAAAAAAGUACGAGAUCAACGAACGAACCGUGUCUCAGAGGAAAUAGACGAUGAUUCAGACCAUCUCUAUGAACCUCUUUGCCACAUAGGUCACGACGAUGAAAACGUCUCGGUUGGGUCGCGUCAAAAUGGCAAAGUACCACCGGCAGCAAACUCGCGAGCAAUGCAGUCAGAAAACAAUAACUCCGGCAAUUGUUAUUCAGAUGAAUACGAUGACUCCUUCAGCGACGAAGACACCGACGAAGAAGUGAAGAAGAAUGACAGCGGAGUGGAUAUAAGCAAUACACGACUGCCAGACCCACCAUCGACAACUAAUCAAGUCUAUGCGUUUGUGAAGAAAAUCAAAAACUUUGGUUCAUUAUCGAAAAGUCUCAGUAAAAUUUCAAUGAGAAAAUCGACCCCCAGUCCAAAGGCUGCCCCAACCACGCCAAACAACAAAUAUGAAAAUACUCAAUUCUAUGUAGACAAUGAUUAUCAAAAUACCAGUUUCGAUGGUCAACAAAAGACGCCGAAACAAAAAACCCCAAAGACACAAAAGAAGGGCCUAAAACUACCGAAAACACCAAACGAUGAUCCCUACGAAAAUACCGAAUUCCAUACGCCAAUAACGCCGAAAAUUCACACCAGCCAGUCAUCCCCGGAUGCCCAAUCUAGUCCCCUUAUAACACCAGCGAAUCUAAGUCAGUCCGACAAAUCUUUGUCUGAAACGGCAAACUCAUCAACCGACACUUUAACGCUAAAUCGGAAGAAAUCGAAAUCUGGAAAAAGUUUCAAAUCGAAAUUCCGAAAAAGUCUGGCAGGCACCACAGAAUCUAGUCUCACGGUUCCAAAUGCAUUCAACGCCACUCGAAGUACGUUUUACAUUUCGGAUUCGGUCGAUGUAGACUCUGGCAUCUUCGAAAAGACCAGUCCUAAUAGUGAACCAAAUCUAGUGACCACCAACGAAGAAAAGCCUUUGGUUGAAAAAACAUCCACGGUUGUUCGAAAGACUAAGAAAUCCCUAAGCAGUCCUGAACUUAAUCGAAGACGAACUACAAUAGGAAUUCGACCUCCAAAUCCCCCACCUCCGCCCCCAGUCGAUAAGAAGUCGUCCAAGCAAAAACAUGCAUCGACAACAUCAUGGUACACAGAAUGCGGUGUUUUUAAGCCGCCAACUUUAGGGGAUGAACUCUUGCUGAAAGAUUCACGAUCGGAUCGGAACAGUAACACAUCCUGGUAUGCAGAGGCUGGACUCUAUCAUACAAGCGGAGCAUCGGUGGCAAGUUCGAGUGGAAGUUCGGGUGUUUCGACAGGCGGAGAAGGUGGACCUGGUGAUGAUCACUCACAUAGCAUGUUCUUAAAUGAACCCCUGUACCAAAUAUAUUCGGCGGCUAAACUUCAGUCUAUAACCGACAUUGAGGAUCAGGAGUCAACUGAUGGCUACGAAGAGAUCGGGUUGAAUCGAUCAUCCACCGAUGGAAGGAAAUCAAAGCGGCCUUCCGCCUUCCAACUGAUCGGACCCCGCCAGGGACCUUCACGGACAUUGUGGAGUGAGAUACCCGAAGUGCAAACGAGCGGUAUUUUGGCCACGUUGAGUUCAGUGGAGAAGCGUCUUCAGGAAGCCAAAUUUGAAAUUCUCACGUCCGAAGCAAGUUACCUGAAAUCUCUGAAUCUCCUCAAGAAGCACUUUAUGGGACACCCAGCAUUCCGUGAUACCGCGAUUCUCAGUGGGAGCGAUCGCAAGACCCUUUUCUAUAGCAUCUUGCCCGUUCAGGAGUGCUCCGACAGACUGUUAUGUGAUUUAGAAAAUUGUUGGCAAGAUAACAUAAUGUUACUAGGCUUAAGUAAAAGUAUCUAUAAACAUGCCGAAAAGUAUUUCCAUGUCUACGUUUCAUACUGUGAAAACCAAGGAAAAAUGGAUAGAACGUUGAGGCGACUAAAGGAGGAGAAGGGAGUAUUCAGUCAGGAACUGGAGGUGUUGGAGAGUGAUCCGGAGUGUUGCAGUUUAAAUCUGCACUCGUUCUUAAUGUUACCAAUGCAGCGAAUAACUCGGCUUCCACUUCUCAUCGACGCCGUCUUUACUAAGCUUAAACCAGACGAUGAAGAGUAUGAGGAUUGGAAGCUAACACUAGGAAUCCUAAAUAAAAUCGUAACACAGUGCAAUGAAGCAGCGAAUCGCUGCGAGCAAGCUUAUGAGAUUGAAAGGAUAUCACGACAGAUUGAGUUCCCGUCGAAUAUCCGAUCCUUGGCCAUAGCCCCGGCUGGCAUAUCUGCUCCAGGUGCAAAGCCACGAUCACUGGUGAGGAAAGGAGAACUUGUACAACUGAUUUGGCGUGGUGACGAUGGCAAGCUCACGUUCGGGAAGAAAUUCAUCAAAUCAAAUAUUUUCGCAUUUCUUUUCACGGAUCUUCUGGUGCUCACCAAACGAAAGGGCGAACAGCAAUUUGUGGUAUUUGAUUAUUGCUUGCGUUCGAUGUUGACCGUUUCGUCGGGCGAUGUGAUCCCUCAGCUACCAACCAAAGAAGUAGCCCAAGCAGGAAAGAAUCUCAUUUUGAUGACUUUAUUGGAGAAUCAUGACGGGAAGACUGUUGAAUUGAUAUUAUCGUGUUCAUCAGUUUCCGAGCGACAGCGCUGGCUUGAGGCAACCAAGCCCUUAGAGUCCGAGGAUCCCAACGAGACACUCUACGAACAAUGGGACUGUCCGCAAGUAUUGGUUAAACAUGAAUUCACAGCGACUGAACCAGAUAUGUUGAGUCUGCAGCUCGGCGACGUUAUCAAUGUGAACCGUAAAAUGGUCGACGGUUGGUACCAAGGCGAGAGGAUACGAGACGGUGCGACGGGCUGGUUCCCUGGUAAUUUUACCGAAGAGAUCAACUCUGCACAUGUACGAGCAAGAAAUCUCAAGCAACGCUACAGAUUGCUAACCCUAACUGCAUCUUACAUAGAAUCACAAAGAAAAAAGUCUUAGAUAACCUUAGGUAACCAGACAUUCCCUUUUUGAUAUUCGAUUCAUCAAAUCGAAGUUGCUAUAUUGCAACGGCAGCCUUUGGACCUAUCUUCAACAUGGCCGGUAACAUGUAGUAUUCUAACAAAUUAACGAAUAUUGGGAAAACAGAAAUUGGUUUUGUGAUAGAAGUGAAGGAUGGCGUUAGGUGCCGGAAGGCACGACCAAUUGGUGCCCUUACUACUUAUGAAAACUUACUUUCAACUUAUCACUGUUAACGAGGAAUAUCAAGGGUAGGCCGGAUUGCUGCCCGGAUCUAUUAAAUGGAAUAUUAACCAUUAAAAUUCACUUAAUUUCUUUAUGAAUAUUUGUUCGUGUUUAAAUUAUGUCUUAGAUUUAUCAAGAAAGUGUAUAUAAUUAGUUUGUUUCGAAAUCGUCCUAGGAUUAUAGAUUUCAAUUUUUUGUAGAUGAAAUAUGUUUACGUUAUUUUAGAGUAGUUUCGUUCGAAUUAGUUUUUAUGUUAUUUAUAUAGCGCUAAAAUACAAUUGCAAAUAUUUAGAUGUAAUCUUAAAACAAAGAGAAAAGUGAAGUGAAUAGAAAUCUUUAUUUUGUUUUUGUUUUUGAAAGUGUUGAUAAUGUACCAUAAUAUGGAGAUGUGAAUAAACAACAGAGCAAAUAAUG